Daucus carota subsp. sativus is the source of this 2501-nucleotide messenger RNA. Its product is annotated as transcription factor GAMYB. The transcript has 5 exons. The record is from RefSeq and is a predicted model, not a curated record. Bases 690 to 2309 code for a protein of 539 amino acids. Lineage: Eukaryota; Viridiplantae; Streptophyta; Magnoliopsida; Apiales; Apiaceae.
UGAUUUUGAAACUAAAUGAUAAUCUCUCUCCAUCUCUCUCUCGAUCUCUCUCUCCAAGAAAUGUAAGUUUGAGCUGAGGAGUCAGUCCUAGUCUCUCUCCUAAUCUUUCUCUCCAGUUGCCAUCUCUCUACAAAUACACACAUAUCAUAUCACUUCUCUCCCUGUAUUUCUGUCAUCCCCUCUCUAUAUACACACACCUCUCUAUGAUUGGCUCAUGCUCUUUUUUCCUCACUGAUUACGGCUAGGGUUUCAUUUUUUUUUCAUUUUUCACGCCUCAAUUUUUCAUCAAAACACUCAGAUCUAUCUAUAUUUAAAUGUAUUUUGUUUAUUUAAUUCAGUAAGUCUUAUACUUAGGUUUUAUUUCAAUUUUGAUCAAUUGAGUUGAUAAGUCAUAGUAGUGUAAUUGGAGUGAUUAUUUUGUUAUUUAGGUCAUCUGAUUUGAUUGGAUUGGAUUAAUUUCUUUCGAUUUCAAUAUUUUUCGUUGUGCAUUGUUCUUGUUCCUUGUGAUAUUGUCUGCUUUAGUGUUGUUUUUUGAAUUAUUAGGAGCUCAUCAGUCCCCAAGCUCUCAAAGUCUUCACUCAGUGAAUUGGGUUGAUUUGCUCCUGUAUUAAGUAUCGUAAGAAGAAGGGACUUCCGAUUCCUUGUUGUGGAGUUGAAUUUUGUUAUCGUGGGAGUCAAUAACUCAAGAGAUGAGUGAUAGGACUAGUGAAAGCGAAGAUAGGAAUGUAGGCAAUGGUUAUGUAGAGGUAGACUCAUCUUUAGUUGAAGAAGCUAGCAGUGGAGAUAACAUGGCAGUAGGUGGUUUGCUGAAGAAAGGGCCGUGGACUUCAGCAGAAGAUGCAAUAUUGGUUGAUUAUGUCAACAAACAUGGAGAGGGAAACUGGAAUGCUGUCCAAAAGAACUCUGGACUGUCUCGUUGUGGGAAAAGCUGCCGUUUGCGUUGGGCGAACCACCUAAGGCCAGAUCUCAAAAAAGGGGCAUUUAUGCCCGAUGAAGAGCGUCGUAUUAUUGAACUCCAUGCUAAGAUGGGGAAUAAGUGGGCUCGAAUGGCUGCUGAGUUACCCGGGCGCACUGACAAUGAGAUAAAGAAUUUUUGGAACACUAGAAUCAAAAGACGGCAGCGGGCUGGUUUACCUAUUUAUCCUCCUGAUAUCUGUUUGCAAACAAUAAAUGAGAAUAAUUCAAGUCAGGAUAUGAGCACAUUUGCAACUGCUGAUACAGCUUAUCCCAUGCUUUUACCGAACAAUAACUUGGAGAUUCCAUCUGUUGAAUUUGAAUAUCUACAAGUAAACCAACCGUUAUAUCCAUCUUUACUCGAUCCUGGAAGUGGUUUGCAUACCCAGGCUCUUGGGUCUACGUCUAGUAGUGGCUUUAUGUUAUCAACCAUGCAUCCAGUCAAGCGUCUUCGAGAAUCAGAAUCCUUGCUUCCUGGUUUUAGUGGUGUUGUCAGUGAUGUUCUCCCCGUCUUCAGUGAAUAUCAGGAUGAGGGUUCUAGGAAAAUUGCUAAAUCUUUUGGAGGCUCUUCAUAUGACUACAGCCUAUCAUCAUCCUCAUGUUUACUUCCUGGUAGCCAUGCCAUAUUAAAUGGCGACUGUUCUUCUUCCGAGCCCAUCUCUUGGGCAACGAAGCUGGAGCUCCCUUCAAUUCAAAAUUCAGAUACUCAAAUAGGUAACUGGGGCACACCUUCCCCGUUGCCUUCCCUUGAGUCUGUUGAUACUUUGAUCCAAACGCCUCCAAAUGAGCAGGCACAGUCAAAUUGUUUCUCACCACAUAACAAUGGCCUGCUGGAGUCGGUACUGUAUGAAUCUCAAGCUCUGAAAAACUCAAAGAACUAUUCCAGCCAGUUGACUUCUCCUGUUUCUGCUACUCCUGGGGAUGUUCCUUUUGGUACGCAAGAGAAUGAUGCAGAAUGGAAUGUAUAUGCUGAACCAAACUCUCCACUAGGGCAAUCUGUUGCCUCAGUGUUCAGUGAAUACACACCUGUUAGUGGAAGUUCAUUAGACGACGCCCAGGCGGCGAAGUUGCUGCCAGUUAAACAAGAAGUGGAAUGGGGUCCUACGUGCUGUGAAGAGAAUAGUCAAAACUUGUGUCAGAUGGUCUCUCCCAGACCAGAUAUGCUGCUAGGCUCAAGUUGGUAUGGUUCAAGCAGUGAGCAUGGUAAGGAGCAAUCUAAUCUGACAGAUGCAAUUGGCGCACUUCUUUGUGAGGACUUCAGCUACGAUUGCAGGCCAGCAGAUGCCAUGGCUGGCACGUGCUCUCGUCAGUGGGACAUGUCUUCUUCCAUCUGCCAGAUUUCUGAAAAUCAUUAAGCAUUUUGAAUGCUUCAUUUAAGUUUCGUGGACAACUUUUUCUCAAUGAUCAUUGGAUUGUGAAAGUAAUCUUGAUUAAAUUUUUGUUGUUUCGGCCCUUUGUAGACGUUGAGCGGAUCCAUUUGUUCUUAUUGUUGCACGAUUUGAAGUAUUCAUGCAGUACACUAAUGCUAUUGAUGAUUUUGAGAUUGA